Messenger RNA from Nothobranchius furzeri (turquoise killifish), 2375 nucleotides. Its product is annotated as mucin-2. The record is from RefSeq and is a predicted model, not a curated record. Lineage: Eukaryota; Metazoa; Chordata; Actinopteri; Cyprinodontiformes; Nothobranchiidae.
AUGACUUCGGACGCGCCUCUGAACCACUGUCUGUUUGCACCGUUUAGGAAUACCAUUACCUCCUUCACCUACUCCGCCGAGAAGCCCGGAUCUUCAGGACCACGUCCCAUCCUCUUCCACGGCUCCUGCUCCUCUCCUCUCCGCUUCCUCACCCUCCCCGCUCUGCUGGACCCCCGCCCUCGCUCACCUCGGCUCAUCACCUGCCCCCAUGGAGCUGCCGGUCCGAAGCUGCCGAUCAGUGUGGGAACAGGAGGAAAGUAUAGCUCUAGGAAGGAAAAAAAGCGUGAGAAAAAAAUGCAAGUAGGAGGAAGGUGUUCCAGCAGGUGUGUCUUCAUGUGCAUCUGUGUGUUGCAAGCCGCCAUCCUGACAUGGCACCUACCUGCUGUUGUGUAUAAAAGGCAAAGGCAUGAAUCGUCUGCUUCAGAUUCUCAGUUCAGUGGGUCAGGGAGUGCCGGGUUGCUGAUAGUUCUUCGCUCCACCAACAUUAUGAAGAUGACAAAUAAUCUUUUGUUGUUUUUUCUUGGACUUCUUGCUGCUGUUCAUUCAACACCAAUUAGUCCAAUUAUCGAGGUCCCCGACAAGAGUGACAAGGACAUUAUCCAAGAGGUCCAAACAGAUGGGUUCAUUGUUGACCAGCCUGUUCACACAGCUACACCUGUGAAUGAUACAGGUGCUCAGAACUCUACUUCCACAACAAAGCCUGAGGUCAACUGGAAUCUUCCAUCUUCCCAAGUAUUCAUGUUUGCAACUUCCAUGGUGGAGGGCAGCGCUGACUCCACACGUUCUACAUGGAACGAGGAGGGGAGUGGACAAUUUACAGCGACAAAUCCCAGUGUUUCACACACUCCCACAACAUCAACACAAAAUCCUGUGGACUUUGCUUCAACCAAAAUUAAAUCAACCACAACCAUUCAGACAUCUCAUUGGUCAUUCACAGAGGAAGAGGGAAGUGCUGACACCACAUUCCCAACAUGGACCGAGGAAGGAAGUGGAUAUGCUGCAGCUACAGAUCACACUCCAACUCCCACCCCCACAGACAGCAUCAUAGAGGGCAGUGCUGAGACAGAGUCUACAACAACAGGGCGAGGUCUACAGACUUCAUACACCACAGCCCCCACCCCCACAGAUAACGUGAUAGAGGGCGUUGCUGAGACAGAGUCUACAACUAUGGGGCGAGGUCUACGUAUACUCCUUAAACCUUCAGAUCUCCGUACUUCACAAGCUACAACCCCAACAUUCACAGCAGAAUCUGAGUCAACAACAACAACAACAACAACCCCUCAAACAUUGCAGAUGCCACUCUCAGAAGACAUUAUUAAAAUGGAUCGUCAGAAUUACCUUCGUGAAAUUAAACCACAGUCAAGAGCAGACAAUGGCCAAAAUCUCCAUAAACGACACACCACUCCAGACUGGAUCAUCAUCCUUGGAUUCAUUGUUGGACUUGCAGCACUUAUGGCCCUCUGUGCUGCUAUCGCUACAAGAGACAAGUGGAACGGUCCAAACCAGGCAUAUGAGAUCAACACUAACUCCUCAAACCAGAAGAUGGAGCUAGAGAAGCAGGCCUUCCUGUACAAGGAAGAGCCCAAGGAGAAUGGAAGAGAAGCAGAGUAUGCGGUGAUCCCUCUGGACGAGCUCCCUGAGAGUUAAUCAUCAGACUGAGGUUGAGAGACAGAGUCCCUGGAGACACCAGACACAUCUGUGAACUACAAAACUGUCGAACUGACAAGGAACCAAACUGUACAGACUGAUGUACACACAUGUUGUAGUGGAACUUCACAGUUCUUACUUUACUGUCGUCUGAAUUUUUCAUGCCUUCUUCGUGAAACUUUAAUCAGACCAUUACCUGGACGACACACUGAUAUUUUGGUUUUAGAUAUUUAUUUCCAUGUCAAUUUCAUUAGAGAUAGAAACAUGUUCAGAUGAGGUGUUCUUGUGCCAUUGUUUCAACUGAAAGUGACACUUUCAGUUUGUUUUAGUUUCUGUUUACAGUUUUGUGAAAUUGCAUUUCUGAAGUGUGCUUCUGUUCUAACAUAACUGCAAAAGGUUUUUAAUAAUUUUAUUUAGAAAAACAUGUUGUGGAUUUUAACUUAUAUUAAGCUGCUUAGCUUUCUGUGUUUUUUAUGUAAGCUCAGACCACUGAACGGCGCUGAACCCUCUAACUUAAUUGCUCCUCUUGACACCCACACAGCACUUGAAAUGUAAAAUGCACUUACUGAACGUCCGUCGGAUCCCACAUUUUACAGGAAAUAAACACAACAGCGUCUCAUCAGCAAACAUUUAUUUGUUUUUUAUUUAAUAUUUACACACAGGUAUUAAAAUGCUUACACACUGUUAAGUCCAUUUUGUGAAUAAAGAGUUUCACACUAAACAAAUUA